CAAAGUGACAGAAACGUAAAAGCGCAUCAAGUGAACGUACUUACCGUUGUGUCAUUUUGAUGAGAAACAAAUUUACGGUCUACAGCAAAUAGCACCUAGUGUUUUGUUAAUAAAAUAAUCGAAACUUCAAGCCAGUAUGUUUUUGACGCGUUCUGAAUACGAUCGAGGUGUCAAUACCUUUUCGCCGGAAGGAAGACUGUUCCAGGUUGAAUAUGCCAUCGAAGCAAUCAAAUUGGGCUCGACUGCUAUCGGAAUUCGUACUCCGGAAGGUGUAGUCAUGGCCGUCGAGAAACGUAUCACGUCGCCACUGAUGGAACCGGCAACAGUCGAGAAAAUCGUUGAAGUAGAUAAACAUAUCGGAUGUGCAACAUCUGGUUUAAUGGCUGAUGCUCGUACUUUAAUUGAUCGAGCCCGCGUUGAAUGCCAAAGUCAUUGGUUUGUCUACAACGAAAAGAUGACCGUCGAAUCAUGUGCUCAAGCUGUUUCCAGUUUAGCUAUCCAAUUCGGCGACAGUGCCGAUGGUGGAUCAGCAAUGAGUCGUCCAUUCGGUGUUGCUAUUUUAUUUGCUGGAAUCGAUUCCGGUGAUCCUCAAUUGUGGCAUAUGGACCCGUCUGGUACGUACAUUCAAUAUGAUGCCAAGGCUAUCGGAUCUGGCAGCGAAGGUGCCCAACAGAAUUUGCAAGAAAGCUUCACGCCGAACAUGACCAUACAAGAAGCGGUUAAUUUAUCGUUGCGAACACUGAAGGAAGUCAUGGAGGAAAAGCUAAACUCUACGAAUGUCGAGGUUAUGAUAAUGACACCCGAGCGGCUGUUCCAAAUGUAUACAAAAGAAGAGGUGCAGAAAAUUAUCGAAGACUUACAGUGAACGAGAAAAUAUUUUUCUAUUGUGAGAUUGAGCGGAAGCGAAGGUCAUUUCUCAUUAUUAAACUUGUGGUAAAAAUUUG
Bradysia coprophila is the source of this 944-nucleotide messenger RNA. RefSeq names its product proteasome alpha5 subunit (gene Prosalpha5). NCBI's taxonomy places the organism in Eukaryota, Metazoa, Arthropoda, Insecta, Diptera, Sciaridae. Gene Ontology annotation, cellular component: proteasome core complex, alpha-subunit complex; proteasome core complex. Gene Ontology annotation, biological process: proteasome-mediated ubiquitin-dependent protein catabolic process. The record is from RefSeq and is a predicted model, not a curated record.